GUGACGACACCGAUGAAACCUUUUGGGAGGGGCCUGGGUCGAGCAGCUCCAAAGGCCGAAAUUUCACAUCAGAAACAAAACAGCAGCUGCUCGGGAAGGAACCUUGGCUGCGAGAGGAUAGUGGUGGCGGCGAGGCAAAGACCUAAUCUGGGAGCCUGCAAGUGACAGCAGCCUGCGAGGUCCGUAGAAAGCUUGGCCUGGACGAGAACACAUGAAAGAAAGAACCCCAAGAGGCUUUGUUUUCUGUGAAAAAGUAUUUCUAUACAGUUGCUCCAAUGACAGAGUUACCUGCACCCUUGUCCUACUUCCAGAAUGCACAGAUGUCCGAGGACAACCACCUGAGCAACACUGUACGUAGCCAGAGUGACAGUAGAGAGCGGCACGAGCAUGGCAGCGAGAGGCGGAGGCGCGGCAACUCCGAGUCGUUAUCCAAUGGCCGAGCCCAGGGGAACUCCCAGCAGGUGGUGGAACAAGACGAAGAGGAAGAUGAGGAGCUGACCCUGAAAUAUGGCGCCAAACACGUGAUCAUGCUGUUUGUCCCUGUGACUCUCUGUAUGGUGGUGGUUGUGGCUACUAUCAAAUCAGUCAGCUUUUAUACCCGGAAGGACGGGCAGCUAAUCUAUACUCCAUUCACAGAAGACACCGAGACUGUGGGGCAGAGAGCCCUGCACUCGAUCCUGAAUGCUGCCAUCAUGAUCAGCGUCAUCGUCGUCAUGACUAUUCUCCUGGUGGUUCUGUAUAAAUACAGGUGCUAUAAGGUCAUCCAUGCCUGGCUUAUUAUUUCAUCCCUAUUGUUGCUGUUCUUUUUCUCAUUCAUUUACUUAGGGGAAGUGUUUAAAACCUAUAACGUUGCCAUGGACUACAUUACGGUUGCACUCCUGAUCUGGAAUUUUGGUGUGGUGGGAAUGAUUGCCAUUCACUGGAAAGGUCCACUGCGACUCCAGCAGGCUUAUCUCAUUAUGAUCAGUGCCCUCAUGGCCCUGGUAUUUAUCAAGUACCUCCCAGAAUGGACUGCGUGGCUCAUCUUGGCUGUGAUUUCAGUAUAUGAUUUAGUGGCUGUUCUGUGUCCAAAAGGCCCACUUCGUAUGCUGGUUGAAACUGCUCAGGAGAGAAAUGAAACUCUCUUUCCAGCUCUUAUUUAUUCCUCAACAAUGGUAUGGUUGGUGAAUAUGGCAGAAGGAGACCCAGAAGCCCAAAGGAAGGUAUCCAAAAACACCAGUUACAAUGCACAAAGCACAGAAAGUGAGUCCCAAGACCCUGUGACAGAGAGUGAUGACGGUGGCUUCAGUGAAGAGUGGGAAGCCCAGAGGGACAGUCGCCUAGGGCCUCAUCGCUCUACACCGGAGUCUCGGUCUGCUGUGCAGGAACUUUCCAGCAGCAUCCUAGCCAGUGAGGACCCAGAGGAAAGGGGAGUAAAACUUGGAUUAGGAGAUUUCAUUUUCUACAGUGUUCUGGUUGGUAAAGCUUCUGCAACAGCCAGUGGGGACUGGAACACAACUAUAGCCUGUUUUGUAGCCAUAUUAAUUGGUUUGUGCCUUACCUUACUGCUCCUCGCCAUUUUCAAGAAAGCAUUGCCAGCUCUUCCAAUCUCUAUCACCUUUGGGCUUGUUUUCUACUUUGCCACAGAUUAUCUCGUGCAGCCCUUUAUGGACCAGUUAGCAUUCCAUCAAUUUUAUAUCUAGCAUAUUUUCAGUUAGAAUCUCAUGGAUUUUUCUCCUUUAACUAUAAUAAAAUCGGGGGAAGACAAAGGUGAUUUUCCUGUGUCCACAUCUAACAAAGUCAAGAUUCCCAGCUGGACUUUUUACAGCUUCCUUCCAAGUCUUCCUGACCACCUGCACUCUUGGGCAUUGGAAGGAGAUGUCUACAGAAAAUGAUUUUGAACAUAGGUCCUUGUGACUGAGUCCCUCAGUGCAAAAACUACCAGAUUUGAGGGACAAGGACAAGGAAAAGUGACGGGCCAACAAGUGGCUGUGCUGCUACCAGCAGUUUGACCCACAGUCGCAGGUGGACUUUACCAACACUGCAGACUCUCAGGACUACCAUUACCAGGAGUUAAAUGAAAUGAUUUAAACCAAACAAGACUCUUCAUCUUAAACUACAUGUUGAAAGCCAACCUAAUAAAUCUGUAUUGAAUUCUGAACCUUUUCAGGAGAUACUGUGAGGAGAGCAGGCACCAGCCUCAAAAUGAAAAGAUGGAAAGGGGCUCAAACUUUCAGACUUUUUUGCUGCAGACUUACCAUUUUUAAAUAAGACUUUUUUCACCUUGAGUCGAGUCAGAUGUGUAGGCUGAUUUUGACAGUUUUUUUCUCAAGCACUGAAACUCAUACCAUCUAUGGUUGCCAUUUCUUCCCAAGGCCAGUCUGAAGUUAUUUGAGGUUGUUUUAUCUUAAAAGCCUAACCUCAGGUUCCAAAUUCAGUACUUUCUAGAAAUAAUGGAACUGUAACUCGACGGUUCCUUAUCACCCUUUUCCACGGGAUUCAUAACUUUUCUCCGUGCUCGCAGGUUCCCUUGCCCCAAGCCCCCUCCCUUGUUCCCUGUCUCCCUUCACUCCCCUCAUAAGCACUUCUCCUCUACAGCGAAUAAGACAGCUCCGUUAUGGUAGCAAAGGAUCCAGUUACUCUAGGGUUUUGCUCUUCAUGUGGUGCAAAGAAUGUGUUAUGAAUCUGUGCUAUCAGCCUUGCUUUCUUAACUUCUUCAACAGCAAAUACAAUGUGUGCCCAAAGAUGGUAGAAUUAAAGAGUAAAAUGGCUGGUGAA
Molecule: messenger RNA, 2757 nt
Organism: Camelus dromedarius (Arabian camel)
Lineage: Eukaryota; Metazoa; Chordata; Mammalia; Artiodactyla; Camelidae
Gene: PSEN1
Product: presenilin 1
Exons: 12
Coding region: 276-1682 (468 amino acids)
Biological process (GO): amyloid precursor protein catabolic process; intracellular signal transduction; protein processing
Cellular component (GO): endoplasmic reticulum; plasma membrane; nucleus
Molecular function (GO): beta-catenin binding; cadherin binding; aspartic endopeptidase activity, intramembrane cleaving
Source: RefSeq, a predicted model, not a curated record